AUGAGAAGCGACCGGCUGCUCCUGCUUUUCUUCCUUCUUUGGAGUCUUUGUUCAUUAGGAGACGCACGUGCUCAGUCAUUGCAGGCAGAAGCAAAAGCACUUCUCAAGUGGAGAGACAGUCUCCAAGACGCCCACGUGCUGAAUUCCUCUUGGUCAUUCCUCAAAUCCAGAUAUGGCGCUCCCUGCCAGUGGGACGGGAUACAGUGCAGCAGCGAUAAAACGAGUGUCGUCAAGAUAAGUCUUCAAAAUAAAGGUCUUCGAGGUACACUCAACUAUUUCGACUUCGCUGCCUUCCCUAAUCUUGCACAUUUCGAUCUCAGAGGUAACAAUCUCAAUGGAAGCAUUCCUGAUGGUAUAGGCAACCUCUCCAAACUUACCUUCCUAGAUUUAUCGGUGAACCAGUUUUCUGGCAGCUUACCCGUUACUAUGGCCAAUGUUACUCAAAUUUCUGAGUUCUGGAUAUCAGACAACUUUAUUGAUGGAGAGCUAAUACCGAGCUUUUUCACCAAUUGGAGGAACCUUACUCGUCUUGUGCUUUUUGGCAACAAACUAACCGGCAACAUCCCUCUAGAAAUAGGCCAGUUGGAGAAGCUGACACGCUUGGAUCUAGCUCAUAAUCUUUUCCAAGGACCAAUCCCAUCUUCCAUAGGCAACAUGUCUAGCCUUACAAGUUUAAACCUCUCAGUGAAUAAUCUAUUCGGACGUGUCCCUUCAGAAAUGGGGAAACUUAGCAGCCUGGUCGAGUUAAGCCUUUACUCAAACCAACUCACAGGUUCAAUGCCUAAGGCGCUAGGGAAUUUGUCUGGCUUGUCUCACAUGAUCAUCCUUCAAAAUAAGUUGUCUGGUGAGAUCCCUUCUGAGAUUGGAAAUCUCAUGAAACUCACCGAUUUGGACCUAACCGACAACUCCUUUCUUGGAUCCAUACCACCUGAAAUAGGAAAGCUUAAGAACCUUGUUUCUAUAAAAUUGUCAUUCAACUCCCUCGCAGGACCUCUCCCUACUUCUAUUGGACAAUUAUCUAGUCUAGUGAAUCUAAUCAUCAAUGACAACCAUCUUACUGGAACUAUUCCACAGACGAUAGGAGAGCUCACAAAUCUCGACUUCUUGGACCUUGAUACCAACUCACUUACAGGUUCCAUUCCAGUGCAGAUUGGAAACCUGUCCAGUCUGCAGCAUUUGUUCCUUGGAGUAAAUUUGCUGACUGGGACCAUUCCACAAGAGUUAUGGAAGCUCAGUGCGCUCAUUGAAUUGGAUUUAGCGUCUAACUUUCUUCCAGGUUUGGUCCCUCCUUCAAUAGGUAACCUGUCUGAUCUUUACUUCCUGAACCUGAGCAAUAAUAGCCUCUUCGGCACUCUACCUCCACAAAUGAGUAAUCUGACAAGUCUAGGCCAGUUGUUCCUUUCAGCGAAUAAUCUCUUCGGUUCUUUACCAUCAAUAAUAUGUAAGGGUGGCAUGCCCUUCGUCUUAUCUGCUUCCAACAACCAUUUCACUGGAUCAAUACCAGAAAGCUUGAGGAAUUGUACAAGCUUAUACAAACUCACUUUAAGUGGGAACCAACUUAGUGGUAACAUUUCAGAGGCAUUUGGAUCAUAUCCGAACCUGUUGCGCAUUGACAUAAGCAACAAUCAACUAACAGGAGAGCUCUCGCCGAGCUGGAGUGGAUGUCACAGUCUUCAACGGUUGGAUUUCUCUAAUAACCACAUCAUCGGCAAGAUUCCAGGUUCAAUUUCUCAACUGGAGAGAUUCCAAGAGGAAUAG
Messenger RNA from Nymphaea colorata (pocket water lily), 1758 nucleotides. RefSeq names its product probable leucine-rich repeat receptor-like protein kinase At1g35710. Bases 1 to 1758 code for a protein of 585 amino acids. The transcript is spliced from 2 exons. Gene Ontology annotation, molecular function: protein binding. NCBI's taxonomy places the organism in Eukaryota, Viridiplantae, Streptophyta, Magnoliopsida, Nymphaeales, Nymphaeaceae. The record is from RefSeq and is a predicted model, not a curated record. Gene Ontology annotation, cellular component: plasma membrane.